CCCAGUGUCAUCAACAUUGAUAAAUGCCUCGGCAGGAAGUGGUUAAUGAAUAUGGACAUGUCACAAUGGAAUCAUGAAUAUUCUGCACUGCUGUGUGGGACUCUGGUAUCUUGCAGUUUAAAUCAAAAUUCAUUCCCCAUUAUUAUGUCACUAACAGUGACAAGAAGGGUGAAAAAAUGGCAAAACGUACAUGUAUCAGGUACUAACUUCGUAAACUGAACCAUCGAUAACCCACAAUGACUUUACAUGUGGCUAAAUAAUCAAUGCGUGCAGUCUAUCAUGCAUCCAGACGCAACUGAGGAAAGAGUUCCACGGACAUCACAUGACACCUUGCGGACAAACCCUAUGAGAUUGGUCUGAAAAAUUCACAGCAUUAGUUAAGUAAAUACAAGUACCUUUGAUUAAUAUUUUCCCUGCUAAAUUUGACUCUUUCAGGCAUUUUAUCCGGAGGAAAAAAGUGACGUCUGUAUAGAACAUGAAACUCUUCCCACAACUAAUAUGACACCCCUCCCCUAGACCCACGAGUUUUAGAGUUUCAUUUAGGGACAUCACUAAUUUUUCCUUCCAGUGAUAUACACAUGUAUGCAUGUACACGUAAGCCAUCAGAAAGUGAAAACGUCCUAAAAUGUCAGAUUCAGCAUGGAAAAUAUUGUUGAAGUAUUUACUCAGAAAAUACUUUGAAUUUUUCAGACGAGCCUCACACGUCAUACUAGAUUUGUGCAUGGGCAUGACAGGGUGUCCUGUCAAGUGAUGUUCGGAACUCUUUCCCCCACUGCACAGCCGGCACCAACUGAUAUGCCUAAUGUUACACCAUGGUUAUGUUCAGCGCAAUCUUUGAAAGUGCACAAAUUUUAAAUUAACACAACUUGUGCAAUUUUCCUGGAGCAAUUUUUGUUAGGUUGCACAUAUUUCAAAUAUAAGUUGCACACAAUCUUUGAACAUGUGCAAUUUUUGUGUCUCGAACUGUGCAAUUUCUAAAGGAAGGUCAUGAUGGUUGGUGUUCGAGCGGACCCAGCCAUGGCAGGCUGGCGACGUGGGGAUUUCCAGUUCUGUUGAAGUCUCCAGCUAACUGGCACCAAUAAAGGUCAGCAUUGUUGGCUCUUCAAGUUACCAUGGCAACAAUUGAAGUCCAAGCCCCCAAAGAAUUUCAAGUUUUAAAUGAUGAUGAAGUGCAGAGCAAAGUCAACAAAAUCAACCAGGAACAAGGGAAUGGAGAAAGGAUUGAAGUUACUAAAAGUGCUGUGAGCUCAUUAGAAAGAACUAAAGACCAGUCAGCAGUUGAGAGGUUACAAGCUGUAGCUUCCAAUCCUACUGAUGCUAAGACCGAAGAAAAAAGUUCAGAGAAUAAGGAAGGACUCACUAAAGAAGGACAGGGUUCACUUCCUGCAAUUAAUUCAAUCACAGCCGAAUCUGAAGCAGAGCUCUUAGAAAAGCUAGAACAGGCCAACAGGUUACUGGAAGCUGAUGCUAAAUCACUCAAGUCUAUUGGUGAUUCUAGCAAAUCAUCUCGGAGAGGUUCCAAUGCUAGCUUGCGAUCUACUGGGUCCACUUUGAGUAACAUGAGUAAUGUUCAAGCACCCAGUUCCUCUGGCAAUUCCUGCAGUGAUAACCUUGAUGAUCUUGGAAUGCAAGACAAAUGGCUGAUUUGGGGCAAGAUUGUCAAUGAUUGGGAGGAAUACUCACGCAAAAAGUCAAAACCACUGAAGGAACUUAUACGACUGGGUAUACCACAUCACUUCAGAGGCAUAGUAUGGCAGCUUCAAUGCAAUGCAUUUAACUCUCCACUCAAAGAAAAAUAUGCUGAAUAUUUGAAGAUGACAUCACCAUGUGAGAAGGUCAUUCGUAGAGAUAUUGCACGGACAUACCCUGAACAUGAUUUCUUCAAGGAGAAGGAUGGACCAGGACAGGAGACACUUUUCAAUGUCAUGAAGGCUUAUUCUAUUCAUGACCGUGAGGUUGGAUAUUGCCAAGGAUCAGCCUUCAUAGUUGGCCUUCUACUUAUGCAGAUGCCAGAAGAGGAAGCCUUCUGUGUUCUUGUUAAGUUGAUGCAAGAAUAUCGUUUACGAGAACUCUUUAAACCCAGUAUGGCUGAGCUUGGCCUCUGUAUGUUCCAGUUAGAAUGCAUGCUACAGGAGUUACUUCCUGAAUUGUUCAGGCACUUUACUUCUCAGGGCUUCCACACUUCUAUCUUUGCGUCACCAUGGUUUCUGACGUUAUUUGCUGUAGGUCUUCCGAUAUCUCUGGCACGUAGGAUAAUGGACAUCUUCAUAUCCGAGGGAAUGGAGAUAAUCUUUCGUGUAAGCAUAGCAAUUUUGCAGCUCAACUAUGAUGAUCUACUUAGACUGGACAUGGAAGAAAUGCUCAGGUUUUUACAGAAAAUUGCACCAAAAUUCCAUGAAGCUGAGCCAGAAAUCCUGAUGUCGACAGCUUACCAAGUCAAGUACAAUGCAAAGAAAAUGAAAAAGUUGGAAAAGGAUUAUCUUGCCUUCAAGACCAAAGAAACUGAAGAUCAGAUUGAAAUGCGGCGACUUCGGACCGAGAACAGACUACUCCUGAGGAGAAUUCAGGUUUUGGAAGAAGAGAAUGAAGUUCUCGCAGACAAAUUAAUCCAGGGUCAGUUACAGAGAGCUCAGGAAGCUGAAGACAAUUACGUCAUGAAGAAGGAACUGGAGACACUGAGGCAACAUGAUCUGGAGACGGCUAAGAGAUUAGAAGGAGCUCAAACUGUCAUCAGUGAUCUACGAGAUAAGACAAUGGACAAGUUGCAAAGAGCACAGACGAUUGUAAAGGAUUUUAUGCGAAAGGUUAGGAAUGACAAUUCUGAACCAGUAGACUCUGAAUCAGCAGGUAUCAUUAUGGCAUUACAAGAAGAGCUCAUUGCUGUCAGACUACGAGAGGCAGAAUCUGCAGAAACACUGAAAGAACUCAGAGAAGAUAUCAAGUCUUUAGAGAAGGCAAACAAGAAGUUAAAAGAAGAGCCUGGCCACUCAGUGGAAGCAUUACAAGAUGAGCUGAUUGCUGUCAAGCUACGAGAGGCUGAAGCAAACCUUGCAUUGAAGGAUUUGAGGCAGACUGUCAACGACUUGGAAGGUCAUUGGCAGGCACAUCUACAAAGGGCUUCGUGUAGGAAGAAGGAUGGCAACAGCAAAGAGACGAUGCACACGUUGACUGAAGAACUGAUGAGUGUUAGGUUACGGGAAGCAGAGACAGCAGCUGAGCUGAAGGAAAUGAAACAAAGAGUGAUGGAAUUAGAGACACAGAAUCAAGUUACAAGUAAUCAGUUCAGACGCAGUGAAGAAGAACGACUACAACUCAAGGCAGAUCUUGAAAAGGUUACAGAACACGAGAAGGAGUUACAGGCCUCCCUCAACAACUCAAUGAAAGAACUUGUUAAACUGGAGGCUAAGAGUAAGGAGGAGAUGUAUGCUGUAAGAUUACGAGAGACAGAGGCCAAUGCUUGUCUGGCUGAGCUGGCUCAGAAGAUGGCAGAACUGGAAAUACAGAACCAAGAGCUAUUGACCCAGAGAACCCUGAGUGAAUCUGAGACUGAGAGCAGCAUGCAGGAACUCCGCAACAGAAUAACUGAGCUUACCUCAGAGGUAAUGCAGUUGCGUCUAAAACUCAAUGCCAAAGUAGGUAGCCAUCUUUCCUUCAGCGAUCUUACAGACGAGAGCCAGUACCCAGUUAGUGUCAUCACUAAUCCAGCGGCAUCUCUCCAUGACAAUGACCUAGAUGAUGAUGAGGAUAGCAAUUCCGGUGAGAUGAGAGGGAUUGACAUAUCAGUUAUUGAAUCAGAUGAUGAAGUAUUGGAAAGAAAGCCAUGCAAACAAACGGAGGUUUGAGUCUUGUACUAAGUCUUGGAAGACUUCCUUAUUACAAGUGUAGCAGCCAUUUCAGAUUCAUGUGUAAGUUUGUAACUUUUUUCCUAACUUUAUUUUCAUCUCCAAAUUCAACUUCUAAAAAGCUCUGCUGAACAGUUUGUCAUGUUGAUCCAACAAUUACGGAGAAUUAUAUUGGAAGGCUUUGUGCACCAUUCGAAGUUUCCAUUUCGGCCAUGUCAUGUGACUGGCUUCCAUUGGAUCAUUUGGCUGGUUUCCCUGAAGCCAUGUGGCUUGUUUCCAUAAUUAAUUUAGGUCAUAGGUCAUGCCAGUGUCUAUUUAGACUUUCCCUUAUGUCCAGUUGCUUAUGGUUAACUUCAACCUAUUAUCGUUGGAACUCAUUUUGAAAUAUUAAUUUUAAAUUUGAUGCUGUGAAGAAAUUUGGAUGUCAGUAUGUACAAAGCUUGUAGUAUUUCCCCUGUGGUAAAUGUUAAACAGUGAGCUAGCUACAUUACUCUGACUAAUGCGCUGUCACAUAUAUGGGUAAGGUUGAACAGUUUUUAGAUGAACCCAAAUGCUUAAGAUCUAUAUGAACUAUGAGCAGCGUCUCUUGGCGGUAGUUUCAAAACCCUUGAGAGAAUGUUUGGACCAGUUGUCUAGGUUGCCUUUGUAAAUGUGGCCCUCUAACAUAACCAUUGCUUACGCAUAGUCCUUGAUCAUGUAUAUAGGUGCCCCCUGGAUGGCCUUUAACAUGUAUAUAGCUGGUCUGUGAGUGAACAUGUAUAUAGAUGGUCCAUGAUUGGGCCCUUUGUGUGCAUAGAGUGCAUAGUGCUUCCAGAAUGCAGAAAGCACCUAUUCCCCAGGCCAUGUGUAUGUCAGGCACGUGUAAAGUGUAUAAAGUGCAUGAAAUGGACAGAGAAUACUAGAUAUUUUUGCACCAAAAUAUUUAGAAUAUUUUAUUUCAUAAUCAAUUUGUAAGUGUGAACAUUUAUCAUUGAAGAUUGUGGGGCAGUUUUUGUUUAAUUGUUAUUAAACAUGUGAAACUUUAAACUCAUGACAGUAAGCCUUAAAAAUUUUAAGCACUUGACUGUUGUAGUUAGAAAAGCAGCUAAUGAUUUAAUUUAUCUCAAAGAUAAAUGGCUCAUGACCCCUACCAUUCACCUCUUAAUGUGAUGGGAUAGGAACAGUUUAACCCUCCCCACUCUGUUGAUUUUUUGGUGCAUUGGAUCUUCAAUAUGUUAGUUUCUAUAGGGUUGAACAUCUGUCAGAAAGAAUUGUAUUGCCCAAUUUUCAUUUCUUUAAACUGUAUAAUGCACUGCCGUUGCAAACUGGCACCUGAGCAGUGAUGCAGGAAUGAGAUUUAUCCCAUCAUUGUAGUUAUGCUUAAUACCAUGACAUUCAUUGUAGACUGCUAAGAAGCUGCACAUGCUUUGUUGUAUUAUCAGGUGAUUUUGGGGAGAUAUGGGAAUUGUGCUGUCUGCAGGGGAUAUUAAACUAGUACAAAAACCAAGAAUCUGAAUUUGAUGUUUUACAUGUAAUUAUAUAUACAAUGUAUCAUUUUUAUUUUCAAGCUGAUAAGGGCAGUUUUGUUAAUGAAGCAUUUUAGAUUUAUGAUGCAUUUUAGAUUUUUCGUUCAAUUGCAAGUGUGUGUUAUCAGCAUUAUCACCAUAAUGUGUUGAAUAACAAGCAGAAUAUGUAUCUUAUUCAUGAAAUUGCCACUUGAGAUUCUGAUUCCUGAAUUCACUUAUUAUACGCUGUUGGAUGAGAGACCUACACUGAUACAUUCAUUUUUGACGGGUUCUGCUGUGAUCUGUUCCUUCUAUGCUUAAGUUUUAUUGAAGGUUUUCUUCUGAUUCCAGUGGCCAACUCUCGGAUAAGUCAUAUUCCACCUAAAUUGAUAUGAUUGCUGUAUACAUUAUGUGGCACAACUUUUUUUUUACAUUUCAAGCAAUUUGAUACCUUGCCAUUUAUUAACUAGUUGUAUGGAGCAUAUUCGUAUUAUAUUGUGUUAUUUUAUUUUAUCAGGUUUUCUUCUGUAAUGUUUUAUUUAAAGUUUUAAGUAAAGUUUUAGAAUGCAAGAAAGUUCGUGAAAAGCACGUAGUUGCCAGGGAAAGAAAGGUUUAUCAGAUUGUAUGAUAACUUUGCCCACCAGUUACCAACAGCUUGAACUGCACCCUGUUCUGUUUUCUGUCAACUAUACGUACCAGCUAGCAGGGAAUAAUGUGCACCUUAAGUGUCAGUAUUCUAAUAAGUGUGUGAAAAUAUAACAACGAUGAUGUCUCUUUCCAGCUCAGAACCCUGACUCAUACUUUGCAUGUUUGACAAACUGUAUGACAACAAUGGCUUAAUUUAUCAUUUAAAAAAAAAUAUUACAUUUACUUUCAACUGAGUUCCAAAGACUGAGUGAUUGUUCAGGUUGGUGUUUUCCGGCCUGGUUUCUAGAUUCACAUGUAUUAUUCCUUUUUCAGUUACAGUUUCUUCAAGUGUCGUAAGAAAACUAUUAAAAAAAUUAAAAACAAACAUUCCUAGACGCCCAGAGCAUAAAACAGCCUUAAAAGAAUGUCUUGACGUCCUACUUGGACUUGAAUCCUCAAAUUUGCUGUAGAUUGCUAGUAUCACACAUGGACAGUAUCGAAAACCAAUAUUGCAUUUUUGUCAUCCCAAUCCAGUACGUUUACGGAUUGUAUUUCGUGCAAAUAGCUACUCGUUCUCUACGAGUUGUCGUUUUAUUGCUUGAAAAAAUUAUUGUACAUUUUAUUUGGAAACGAGCUCCGACCUUCUUGUGAUCUAAAUUGUCGUUUGUAUUUUUCAUAUUUUUCGAGCUCAUUAGAUUUUCUUAAAUAAAAUUUUGACCAGGGUUCCUUGUUUCUUGUACCGUAAAUAAGGGGAAUACCUUCAUAGUAGGCUAUUUCACUGAGUUUAUUGAUCUCAUCACGUUUAAAUUGUUUCUGUGCAUAUAAGAUGUACACAAUAUAGCAAUGAAUGAAAUCUUUGUUAUCUGGCUAUUUCUUUUAAUCCCCAUGUUUUUAAUCUGAAGACGUAUUUGUCGUUUGUAUAGGUUCGCUGAUUCUCAGAAUAUAAAUAAGAUAAUUGUGGGCAUUA
This is a messenger RNA of Acanthaster planci (crown-of-thorns starfish), 6920 nucleotides long. Its product is annotated as EVI5-like protein. The record is from RefSeq and is a predicted model, not a curated record. Gene Ontology annotation, biological process: regulation of GTPase activity. Lineage: Eukaryota; Metazoa; Echinodermata; Asteroidea; Valvatida; Acanthasteridae. Gene Ontology annotation, molecular function: GTPase activator activity; small GTPase binding.